This is a messenger RNA of Lathyrus oleraceus (garden pea), 435 nucleotides long. RefSeq lists its product as uncharacterized. The transcript has a single exon. Lineage: Eukaryota; Viridiplantae; Streptophyta; Magnoliopsida; Fabales; Fabaceae. The coding region runs from base 1 to 435 and encodes 144 amino acids. The record is from RefSeq and is a predicted model, not a curated record.
AUGCAUCAAUGGAGAUAUGCUCUUGAGAUACUGAAAAAGUGUGAAAUGAAGCAUUAUAAUGUUGUCAUUUCUCCAUCCAAACCAAGGUUGCAAUUGCCUAAGAAUGAGGAUGAGGAAAUUGUUGAUCCAACUCAAUAUGGGAGGUUGAUUGGAUCUUUGUGUUACUUGUGCAAUACGCGACCGGACUUAGCAUUUAGUGUUCGUAUUGUGAGUGGAUUCAUGGAGAGACCGAAAGUGUCUCAAAUGGCAGCAGUCAAGAGGAUCCUACAUUAUGUCAAAGGUUAUGUUGGACGCGGAAUACUCUUUCCCGUAGUGGAUACGGGCAGAAAAUACAAUUUGCUUGGUUUUACUGAUUCUAAUUGGUGUGGAGAUAAGGAUGAUCGAAAGUCUAUAGCUGGAUACAUCUUUAUGUUCGGUGUGACACCAAACUCUUGA